This is a messenger RNA of Parastagonospora nodorum SN15, 504 nucleotides long. RefSeq lists its product as hypothetical. NCBI's taxonomy places the organism in Eukaryota, Fungi, Ascomycota, Dothideomycetes, Pleosporales, Phaeosphaeriaceae. The record is from RefSeq and is a predicted model, not a curated record. The transcript has a single exon. Bases 1 to 504 code for a protein of 167 amino acids.
AUGACAACAAGGCUGAUACCACCUACACGCUUCAUAGCACAAACCCUCGUCUCUGUGCUCGCCGUCCUCAUCUCCCACUUCUUCCAACGAUACGACGUGGUGUACAUGAGCGGCUUCAUCGCACCCUUUAUCGUCAUGCCUGUCGAUAUCGCGCUCAUGCUUCUAUCUUGUGCGCCACGCAGCAGUCCAAGCUAUGACCGGUUCAUUAGCUACUCUCUGGGAUGGCUCUAUCAAUUCACCACCAUCAUUGGCAAAUACGUCCUCGCUCCCGAUACUGGCUUUACUCAGAGGCAGCACAUCGCCGUACAUUCAAGUCUUGUUUUCUUCAUUCUUUCUGAGUUGGAGUUCUCUCGCGCGUACGUCAAGUUCAAGAACUAUCAUGAAGGCUUCGACGAUUGGAAGCACUUUCUCCUCGCGAACGUCGAGCCUUACAAGGUCUUUUCUGUGUCGCGCGACCCAUUCAUACUUGGAUACGAGGAUUGUACCGACGGUUGGAAUUUUUAG